Blepharisma stoltei is the source of this 1339-nucleotide messenger RNA. Lineage: Eukaryota; Ciliophora; Heterotrichea; Heterotrichida; Blepharismidae. The record is from the annotation of a GenBank genome assembly.
AUGAGAAAUUUGUGUUCUAUAAAUUAUAUGGCAUCACCUAUCACGAGCCAAGAAGAACAUAUAAUUGAUAAUAUUUUCAUGAAUAAUGAAGAAUUAGCAGUUGAUUGUACUGAAUGCAAAAAAAGACCAUCUAUUCAGAAAUGCAGCUGUGACAAAUAUUUAUGCUCUUUCUGUGCAAGAAAUCACUGAAAAAUUAUGAAUGAAAUAAUUCAAGUAGAUCACUAUUUUUCCAAGGGACAGAGUCAAUUCCCGCAUCCAAUUCCUAUUAAUCGUGAAAUCGAAAGCCUCAAUAUUAUCCUAGGAAAUACUCUAAGUCUCUGCUCAGAUGUAAAAUCGUUGUAUGAGAGCAUGAAAAACCAAAAGGGUAACUUGCUUUAUCAAUUAGGAAAGGCAGCGGCAUCAAAUCAAAUAAAAGAAUUGAGUGAGAAAAUGAAAAAAAUAGAAAACUAUGAAACAAUUAUAGCAGAUUUUUAUCACAGUAGCUUCAAACAAAACUUAUAUAUACUAACUCCCCCCCCCCCCUCCGUGAGCGAACAAAAAAAUUUUGUUCGCUCACGGAGGGGGGGUUAAUUUUUUUUUUUAAAAAAAUUUUAUAUAUAAAUUUUAUAAAAAAUAUUUUUUUCGAAAUUUAAAAAAAUCCUAAUUUGCAAAAAUUGGGAAGCAAAUAUUAAUUUAAUUUGCAAAAUUUAUGUUUUUAAAACGCAAUUUGUUUAAAAUUAAACAGAAUUAGCUCUAGAUUUCAUUAUACUAAUUAUCACUUAUAUAUCAAAAUUUUUUUCCAUUAAAAUUUUUUCUAUUAAAAAAAUUUUUGUUCACUCACGGAGGGUGGGUUUUUGGUCAAAAAAUGGCGAUUUUUCUAAUGGUUUUGUUCGCUCACGGAGGGGGGGGGAGUAAGGGAAUUAUUGUAUUACAAUUAUAAAAAUUUCUCGGAUUCAGUUUUCUAUUAUAAAAGAGAAAUUUGCAAUUAAUAAUGCCUACUACAAAGCUGAAGAUAUAAAGUAUGCAAUAGAUAUUAGGCUAGGUGAUUUUAACAAGAUUGAAAAUUUAACAAACUGGUUUGAAAAUUUAGAUUUAGAAGUCAUGAUGACAACUCUGAGAACUUUUGUGAUUAUGAAAAAUAAAUUUAAUGAGCAAUUCAAGCAAGAGAAAGUAAAUAAGAUAAUCGAAUUAUUUAAUACUCCUCCCAUAAAUUAUUAUAGAUUUGCCAUUUUUUUUUAAAUUAAAAUAGAUUUAGAGGUUUAUCAUACAAUCAUCUGAAUGAGUUAAUAGAAGUGAAGUGGAAAUUGAUCAAUACCAACAAAUGAUAAUUGAUGGAAUGUAUAGAAAAAUUAAUAACUAG